ACUCUCUCUCUCCCUCUCUCACACACUCUCUCUCUGCUCAUCAGUGUGUGUUUUCCUCAGACCGUCCUCAUUUUCAGCUCCUCGUCUUCAGGAUGCUCCUCCGCUGUGGUGUGUUGUGUGUUGUGGUGUGUGUGUCGGGCCCCCUGCUGGUGUGGGGACAGAAUGAGACGGAGUCGAUCGUGCUGGAGGGGAAGUGUCUGGUGGUGUGUGACUCUACGCCCGCCGCGGAACAGUCCGGGAGCGCGCUGGGCAUGUCUGUGCGCUCGGGGGGAGGACGCGUCGCUUUCUCCGCCGUCAGGAACAACAACCACGAGCCCUCCGAGAUGAGCAACCGCACCAUGACCAUCUACUUUGACCAGGUUCUGGUGAAUGUCGGCAGUCAUUUUGAUCCGGCGCGGAGUGUUUUUCUGGCUCCUCGAAAAGGAGUUUACAGCUUCAGCUUCAAUGUGGUCAAAGUUUACAACAGACAAACAAUACAGGUGAGUCUGGUGUUGAACGGCUGGCCGGUGAUCUCUGCGUUCGCCGGCGAUCAGGACGUGACUCGAGAAGCAGCGACGAACGCCGGUCUGGUGCUGAUGGAGCGCGGAGACAAAGCCAACCUGAAGCUGGAGCGAGGAAACCUGAUGGGCGGAUGGAAAUACUCCACCUUCUCCGGCUUCCUCGUCUUCCCCUUAUAGGAGACAGCAGAAAUGCCUCUUUCACACAUGCAGACUCUUCAGGACAUCACACAUCAAAACGACUAUAGUAACUUAUAGUAAAGCCUACUGACCUUAUUCUGCCAUGCGGAGGUUAAAGCUCGUUCAUGCAAUUGUUUUAGAACUUCCCACUCAGUUUCCCAUGGGAGAAAUGACUAGGAAUAACGAAAGGCAGAAAACGGUCUGGUUCUACAAGCAAAUGUGUCCACGACUAUAUAUAAAAAGCAGAAUACUAUAAUACGACAAUAUCAGUUUCCAUCAUUAAGCAGCAGAUCCAGCUGUUUUAACGUCUAAAAUCAAUGGAAGUGAAUGGGAGUGGAAGACUCCAGCCAAAAAGAUUCCAGCGUCUGCGUCCGCUCAUACGUUAUGAAUAAGGUCAAUAGUGUUUUUGAAGCAUACAGUAAUAGUAAAGUACUUUCUGUAGUUGCUAUGGUAACACAACAACUACAUCAAUUAAAUCUGAAUACACAAUAAUGCAAACAGUUUUGUACAACAGUACACAGUUUAACAUUUCACUAAAGGCAAUAGUACAGUAAGCUGAAGUAUUUAUCAACAAAGAGUUUUAAAUAUUACAAUAUUUACAGUAUAAUACACUUUACUAUAGUAUGGUUCAAAAACGUACUACAAAUCAGAACCUUGUCAAGCGUUUUAAUUUUACAAAAUGUAGACAGCUCCUACUAGUGGAUUUGUUGUGGAUUACACAUACAACAAAACGUAACUUAAAAUAUCUCAGAUUCUUAAAAUGUAAACAUCGCCCUCUUGUGGAUUUGACAGUCGAAACUUACAACAAAGCAUACCCUAAGUAACGCAUUUCAGAUUCACAAAAUGUUGACAGCGUCCUCUAGUGGAUUUGACAUCUUUAACAUACAACAAAACGUAACUUAAGUAAUGUAUUUUUUGAUUCACAAAAUGUAGACAGCGCCCUCUAAUGGAUUUGGCAUCUGAAUCGUACAACAAAGCGUAAUCUGAGUAACGUAUUUUAGAUUAGCAAAAAUGUAGACAGCGCUCGCUAGUGGAUUUGUCAUCUUAAACGUACAACAAAACGUAACUUAAGUAAUGUAUUUUUGAUUCACAAAAUGUAGACAGCACCUCUUAGUGGAUUUGGCAUCUGAAUUGUGCAACAAAAAUGUAACUUAGGUAGUUUGGUAACUUAACUAAAUUUUUAAGGAAUCUAUUUUUUUUAUUCACAAAAUGUAAACAACGCCCUCUUUUACAUUUGGCAUCUGAAUCGUACAACAAAAUUUAACUUAAGUAACAUAGUUUUAGAUUCACAAAAUGUAGACAGCACCCUCUUGUAAAAUAGGCAUCUGAAACGUACAACAAAACGUAAUUUAAGUUGUAUAUUUUAGAUUCUCAAAAAUGUAGGCAGCACCCGCUAGUGGAUUUUAAUCUUAAAAGUACAUAAGUAUCAUAUUUUUUGAUUCACAAAAUGUAGAUAACACCUUCUGGUUGAUUUGGCAUCUGAAUCGUACAACAAAAAGUAACUUAAGUAACAUGUUUUUAGAUUCCCAAAAUGUAAACAGCACCCUCUAGUGAACUUGGCAUCUGAAACGUAGACCAAAACGUAACUCAAGUAACAUUUUUAGAUUCCUAAAAUGUAGAUAGAACAUACCCUAAGUAAUGUAUUUCAGAUUCGCCAAAUGUUGACAGCUCCCUCUAGUGGAUUUGACAUCUUAAACGUA
Molecule: messenger RNA, 2377 nt
Organism: Danio rerio (zebrafish)
Lineage: Eukaryota; Metazoa; Chordata; Actinopteri; Cypriniformes; Danionidae
Source: RefSeq, a predicted model, not a curated record